CGGCGCUAGGCGAGAUCGAGGCCCAGGGACGCGCGCCGCCUCCUCCUCCUCCUCGUCGCCGCCGACAUCGCGACUCGCGGCGGACGCGAACAUCGUCAGUUGGAGACCAUGGCCGCAGCGGCCGUGUCCAGCAUCAACCCGCGUCAGGACUUCCCGGCGUGGCUGGCCGCUCACGGCGUGAGCCACAGCGUGGCCGAGGCCGUGGACCGGGAGCUGGGCAUCGGCGACUACGAGGCCUUCCUGGCGUGCGCUGAGCAGCCCCACGUCAGGGCCGAGAUGUUCGCCGCCGCCAGGGAGCGGCUGCCCUUCGCCUUCUACGCCGUGCUGCGCCGCGUCACCGAGGCCUCGUCCCCCAAGCGCCACGACGGGGCCGGCGGCGGCCUUCAGGCCGCUGGCAACACGGCGGCGUUCCAGCCGUUCCUGAGCGGCCUCCUGGACGCCAUCGUCCUCAUGCUCAACAGCCUGAGCCAGGAGCUGCUCCACUCGGCCGAGAGGUUCAGCUGCCUGGAGCCCGCCCUCUACCCUAGGACAGAACGGGAUUCUAGGAUGUACAUGGAUGAUGAAGGCAUGUCAGAGGGGUACAGCGCAGAGGAAGCGGCUCAGUCCGCAGCGCAGACUUCGGCUGGACUCAACGAGGAGGUGGAUGGGCAGCAGACGGACACAUGGGAGGAAAACGACGACCUUGGUGAAGGUGAACUCAUAGGUCCCGAUGGCAGGGUAGCACCGGACGGAGUGGCGUCCCACAGCCACGCCCAAGCCGACCUGCAGGAGGACAGCGAGGCGCAGAGCUCCUCCGCGUGGGGGCUGGGCACCGUGAAGGCGGAGCAGGCCACGGAAGCCGAGGUGAAGACACCAGUUUUGGAUGAAGAUGGAGUGGACCCAAGCCACGUGUGGAAGGAUAUUAAAGUUGAGAAGAGAGAAAAGUAUUGCCACGGAGCAGAAUCUACUCCUGCUGGCGAUGAUGGUGAGGCAGCUGAGAUGAUGCACUGUGCCGACACGGAGGGCGACCCCACCCAGAACGAGUGGGGCCUUCCUGCGGACAGCAAGGGGCCGCACGGCGCCGAGGGCGAGUGGAGGGAGGAUCCAGAAGAGGGCCUUUACCCCGUGGACACGAACGUUGUGCCGCACCAGCGGCCACCGAAGCACUCGCUGCAGCUAUUCGGCGACUGGAGGGGCCACGACAGCCGAGCCUGGGUGCACGGAAAACAGGCGGCAGUGGUGGCGGCGGCGGCGACGGAGAGCCCGGGUGCGGCGCGGUCCUCGUUUGAGCACCAGCGGACCGUAGUGACAGGCCAGUGGAAUGCCCUGUGGGAGAGCUCACCCGCUCAGGCGAACGUCGGCUGUCCCCUGCCGAGCGCCGAUUCUGACCACACCGCCUACCAGGGCGCCAUUCCGCACAUUGAACGGUGCGUCCAGCACAUCCCCGGCCCCGCGGCGGGCGGUGAGGCUGUGCGAAUGCAUUCGGCGGUGGCGCGCACCAAAUCGCGCAGGUACGGCAGCGCGAGGGCACGAGCGUCCGCCGCUGCCUACGCCGUCAUCGCCGCCGCCACCGGCGGCACCAUGACGGCUCCGUUCACGUGCACCCUUUGCGGGCAGAUGUUCGGCAAGAAGUACGCGCUGCUGUCUCACCAGCGCAAGCACACUGGCGAGAAACCGUACGAGUGCUCCCAGUGCGGCAAGCGCUUCAGGGUGUCCAACAACCUGGCCCGGCACAAGCGCUCGCACACGGGCGAGAGGCCCUUCGCGUGCGAGCAGUGCGGCAAGCGCUUCGUCACGUCCGACAGCCUCGGCUACCACCAGCAGCUUCACAUAUCCAAGCGACUCUUGCACGGAGCUGCGCUGUGAAGGAGGAGAGCCCACGGGGUCAGCUCUGCGCUUAGGGGAUUCUACCAGGGGUGACUGAAUACCCUUGAUGCUUCACUCAUUGGUGCCCAUGGCUACUUCUGUAAAUUGUGGAAUAUAUAAAUGGGUCUGGUUUUCCAAAGCUGGUAAUGCUCCCAGUAUUAUGUAGAUAAUGGAGGUUGCCAGGAUCAUCUGUGCAUGCGUGUGUGUUUUUGGUGGUUUGGUAGUGGCAGGCUGGUUCAUGGCUGUGUGGCAACUGAUAGUAGCAGCUCUGAUCAUUGCCUGGAUGCCUGAUGGCUCAGCCCAACACUCUGACCUGACUCCAGCUCGGGUCUUCCAUGUGGGUCUCAACUCCAUCAAGAUAAUACACUUGAGGGGACAUCUUAUUUUUUUUUCCCAACGAAGAAAGAUCCUUAGUCAUUGUACCCAAGACUAAGCUAUUGUGAGCAGAUAACUGCUCCGUUAAGAAAGUGACUCGUCAACUUGAGCUGCAAGCAAGCCCAAGAAGCUGUCCUGUUUUAAGAGGUGCGGAUGCAGGAGUUCGGCAAGGUCGGCUGCAUCUGCCAGCUGCCUGUCACAUCCACGCACAUCACCAGGAUUCUCCAUGCACAUUUCAUCACGUACCGCAGUGCUUCCACGCAUUCCAGUCGCAGAGCCGGCACUAUCGCUGGUGAACUUGGUACUGGAAUAUCAAUACAGCGGUUGUAUUGAAUUGGCAAUUUGUGCGGCGUCCAUUGUGUGUGAUGUACGGAAUUUAUAUAUACGGAGCGAUUAAUGCGGUGUUGGCUUUUACGUGAUUUUGUGCUAAUCGGUUGCCAUUGACCACAAACGCCUCAUGAUCCGUGGCUGCCUGCGUUUCUCCGUGGACACUGAUGGUAGUGAAAAUAAUGUUCUUUAAAAAAAGAAGCGCGUGUUUAACAAGGUUACUUGUCGCGCACAUACAGUAUAUGCGAUGUUUCGAGCGUGUUUGUGAAAUGUACAUAUGAACUUUGAGGUUUGUGGAGUAUGGAACAAGUGAUUCCAUAUGGAUUAUGGGUAGGAGGGGUCCAUACCCACCCCCCCCCCCCCCAAUGGAAUUCGAUGCUCUUCCCCAUUCAGAAGCAGCACCCCAAAUGUGAAGGCAGAGGUCACCAAGGAUGACGCGCGGUUGAUGCCAUCGAUUUCAAAUGCCAGAUCUCAAAACGGUUGCACGGUUCACCACCACCUGCUUGGAGGUGUGCGCACCUCGAGUGGAAUUUCGGUCCUCAUUCAAGGCCGCCCGUUAAAGGGAACCAUGACUUGGAAUUGUUACCAGCACCAAGGCGUGCUCCUAACGUAUUUUUAGAUGGAGGGUAUAGAUAUGGGUGCUCCCCCUUCCCGCAAAUUAAGGCGGUAACGAGAGCCCCCUUACUCCCGCCUGUGUAUUUGGUCCUGUCCCGAGUUGUGAAUGAGACUCCUGAUGUAAGAAAGACACUUGGUCCUGUGAGCAAUGGAUACAAAUAAUGAGGUUUGUGUACCACCUUGACUCGCAUAAACUGCCGUGGCCUGCAGCACGGGGAGAUGGAGACCACGUCUGCUGAGAGGUCGCGUGGAUUGUGUAACUUCCUGCCAAGAGUAACACAAUUUACUCUUCUUUUGACCUGAUUUAUUACAAUGCGGUAAAAAAAUCGGCUUCCUUAUUUUGCCUUGUUUGUAUUCUCUUGUUUUGUACUGGUUACCUUCUCCCCUUCCGUACCAUUCAUCUCGUAUGUCCCUUCUCAUUUGCGUUGUUUUGUCUGCUGUCGCGUUGGUUGUUUCUCCCGUUUCUCAUUUGUUACUGCCGGUACUCGACAAUAGUUUGUACAAUUUGCUGUGAUGUGUCUAGAUUGUACUUUCUGUCUAUUGUUCAGCCUCCUAUAUUACCCGUCUUUACAGUAAAUUGCACUGCGUGCACUGCAUGUUGUUUGUCCAAUUUGUAUUGCCACCUUUGUAGUAUUCUAUCGUGUAUGGCACUGUCCGGUGUGAACUGUCAGUCACUGAUGUACAGUCAUUUACAACCUGUCUCGGUGUGCCUCAAUCUCGUUUCAUCCACGAGGUUAACAUUCAACGGUCCAACUUUUACCUUCCGUCAUGUCCCUGAGUGGUGGAAUUGGUUUAUUCUGCCUGGUGAUCAAUGGACAGAAUGUGUGUGCCCGGUACAUGACGUCAGAUAACUCGGGGGGUGCAAUUUGUCCAGUCUCAUUCCUGCGAGGCACAUUCAAAAUCUUUAUUAAUACUAGAGGAAUCCGAUGAUUAAUAGGGCUAUUAAGACUGCAUUUUUUCCAUAUUAUAACCAUUACUUAAUUGCAUCAUUCUUGCAUCUGCCGAUGCAGAGAUGCUGCUGCUCCAAGCAAUUGUUUUAUUGUGGAUUGAAUGUAUUGCCUUGUUGAUCGGGGUACCUAUCAAGAUGCCACAAAUGCAGCAGUCGAGAUGCUUGCUCGUCUUGCACUGGGAGAAUACAUCGCUCAGGUUCUUGCAUCUUCGCAUUGGCUCCCCGUCUCCAAACAAGUGGAAGUUAAGAUCACGUUGCUUAUAUUUGAGGUCUUUUUGAAAGCGAGCUCCAAAUUAUAUUCAGCAGCUAAUGCAACCAUGUCCCCCCUUCAAUGGUGCCCUAUGUAUACCUCGGUCUUGGCUACUUUCUUGGGGUGGUCGGGCAUUUACUGUGGAACUUCUGACUGGUGUCUCCCCGGUUGGAGAAUUCCCGGCCUGGUGACCCCCCCCCCCCACACUUGUGUAAAUCGGCCUCUUGGACAGUGUUAGUACCAACUAAAAAUAUUAUUUAAUUAGCUUAGUUUCUCUGGCCCCUUAUUCUGUCAUCCGGCUCUUAUCCGUGCCCUUUUCACCCAUGGCACCUUGAGAUAUUGUGAAAGGUGCCUAAUAAGUGCAACUCAUCAUUGCAACAACUUCACCUGUGUUUCUUUAACGUGGGCUGCGAGAGGUGGGAGGGAAUGGGUUUUCCCGAGGGUCUGCAGUUGUCACAGUAUCCGCAACAGCGCUGAAUAUGCGCGCACAUGGACGGUCGUUAUUGCUAACGUACGGCAACGUUAAACAUGCGUGAUAAUUUUUUUUAUUGUUUUAAUGUUUAAUAAACAAAAGUGGAUUGAAUCGUCUGGUGGCAAGUGAAAGUAAAAAUACAUUCUCUUUGGUUUUUUCGGUAAAGUCACGUAGGUAUAAUGAUUUAUUUUCUACCUAUGUGACUUUACCGAAAGA
Molecule: messenger RNA, 5049 nt
Organism: Lethenteron reissneri (Far Eastern brook lamprey)
Lineage: Eukaryota; Metazoa; Chordata; Hyperoartia; Petromyzontiformes; Petromyzontidae
Product: zinc finger protein 629-like
Biological process (GO): regulation of transcription by RNA polymerase II; embryo development
Cellular component (GO): nucleus
Molecular function (GO): RNA polymerase II cis-regulatory region sequence-specific DNA binding; DNA-binding transcription factor activity, RNA polymerase II-specific
Source: RefSeq, a predicted model, not a curated record